This is a messenger RNA of Bombus pyrosoma, 5517 nucleotides long. RefSeq names its product RNA polymerase-associated protein Rtf1 (gene Rtf1). Gene Ontology annotation, cellular component: Cdc73/Paf1 complex. Lineage: Eukaryota; Metazoa; Arthropoda; Insecta; Hymenoptera; Apidae. The transcript is spliced from 9 exons. Gene Ontology annotation, molecular function: DNA binding; RNA polymerase II C-terminal domain phosphoserine binding. The record is from RefSeq and is a predicted model, not a curated record. Bases 178 to 2265 code for a protein of 695 amino acids.
GAUGAAAUGGCGUGCUGCGUGCUAUACACUACUAUACGCUACUAUAUCAGUGUUAAUGUUUAACGUCUUUGGUUCUACGCGGUCUUCCUAGUUUAUUGUAGCUUGCAUGACGUUAGAUUUAUCCUUGUUAGGAGGGCGUGCAAUUUUCACGAUCUCCAUUUGCAUAUUUUCGUGAUAAUGCCAAAAAGGAAGAAUCAGGCUCUUAUAGAUUCUGAUAGUAGUGGCAGUGCAUCAGAAAGUGGCUCGGACUUGGAUAAUGACUUAUUAUCUCUCGCCAAAAAAAAGAAAGGCAAAGCCCAAGAUGAUUCUCAGUCUAAUGAAGAAACUAGCACUACUAGAAAAGAUAAUAAACAUGAUUCAGACACAUCAGAUUCAGAUGAUGAUUGGGGUGCAAAAACUGGUAAAAAUAAAAAGAAGAAAGUGCCAACUAAAAGAAGUAAACGUAAAAUGACAAAGUCUAGUAGUGAAGAAAGUGCCAGUGAAAUAGAGCCCGAAAAGGUUUCUGAACCAGAAGAAGGUGAAGUUUCAGAUUCGGAUGCCAGUGUUUCUGACUCUAGCCAAGAAGAAUUUAACGAUGGUUAUGAUGAUAAAUUAAUGGGAGAUGCUGAGGAUCAAGCAAGACUUGCCCAAAUGACAGAAAAAGAACGUGAACAAGAAAUUUUUAAACGUAUUGAACAACGUGAAAUCAUGAAAACAAGAUUUGAGAUUGAAAAAAAAUUGAGAAUGGCUAAAAAACAAGAAUUAAAAAAACAAAAGGAAUCAAGGAAGAAAGAAAAGAGUGCAGAGGAAAAGAAAGUUGACAGAGCCCCGGAUCCUAAAGAACGAAGCAAAGAUCGUAAAAAGACAAUAGAAGAAAAACAAGAUAAAAAGUUCCAUGCAAUGUCUCUUCUAAAAGCAAGACGAGAAGAGAAAAAAGAAAGAGAGGAGAAAGAAAAACAAAGGAUAGAACAGCAGCAACAGCAAUCAAAGGAUAUUGAAGAAGAAGAAUUAGAAGAUGACCAUAAAGGAGGAGCAAACAAAACAAAACUUAAAGCAUCUGAUAUUUAUUCUGAUGAUAGUGGUUCAUCAGAUAGUGGUGAAGAAGAAGAAACUACUAAACCAUCAUCUCAUCGCAGAUCAUCUUCAAGUGACAGUAGGGAUACUGAUUCUGAUACUGAUAAAAAAUCUAUUACCAGUAAUAAAGCCAAACCGAAGAAACCAAUAUAUGUCAGUACCAAGGAAGAUCUCAACAAAAUUAGAUUAUCACGUCAUAAAAUGGAAAGAUUUGUACAUCUACCUUUCUUUGAUAGAGUGGUACAAGGUUGUUUUGUUAGAAUUGGCAUUGGAAACAAUAAUGGAAAACCAGUAUAUAGGGUAGCUGAAAUUAGUGGUGUUUGUGAAACAGGAAAAAUCUAUCAACUUGGUGGAACUAGAACAAAUAAAGGAUUGAAACUAAGACAUGGAGCACAAGAACGGGUGUUUAGAUUAGAGUUUGUGUCAAACCAAGAGUUUACUGAAUCUGAAUUUUUCAAAUGGAAAGAAACUUGUGCUUUGCAAGGAAUAUCAAUGCCAACUUUUGAAGAAGUUGAACAAAAAUUAAAAGACAUUAAAGAAGCUUUAGUAUACGAAUUUAAAGAAGAAGAUAUAGAAAAAAUAGUGCGGGAAAAGGAAAGAUUUAAACAAACUCCAUAUAACUAUGCAAUGAAGAAAGCGCAACUUAUGCGUGAAAGAGAUGCAGCUAAUUGUAGAGGGGAUGACGAAACUGCCAGUCGGCUUAACCAAGAAUUGAGUGAACUUGAAGAACGUGCUUCCGAACUUGAUAAAAUGCGUACUGCAACAAUAUCUAGCAUAUCUUACAUUAAUGAUCGUAACCGAAAAAAGAAUGUUGAAGAAGCUGAAAAAGCAAUCAUGGAAGAAAUUAAAGCCAAUAAAGGUAAAAAAGUUGAUGAUCCAUUCACUAGGAGAAGUACUAAACCAAGAAUGGUUUUUAAACCAGAAGAUGAAGAAAUAUCGUCUACCGCUCUAGUAAAUGAUAAAGCAAGUCCUCAACAAACUGAAGUAGUAGCAGUAUCUAGCGAAAAAGAAAAUAGUCAAGAAACGAAGAAGAAACAAAGUACUGAAGAUUUAUUUAAUGCUCACGACUUUGAUAUCACAAUAGACUUAGAAGUACCAAUUCCAAAUAAUCCCGUUAGCGUAUUGCCGAAACCUAUUAGUAAUAUCAAAGAUACUGGACCUCGACGAUCUUUAAAUUUGGAAGAUUAUAAGAAAAAACGAGGGCUAAUCUAACGUUUUAUUAGCUUUAGAAAUAAAAAAAAUGAGUCCUUGAUGAUCUGAUUAAUUCUGAAAACAAGGAUGAAGUUUUGUAACAGUUGACUGAGAAACUAGCUUAUGUAUAGUUCUCGUAUAACAUUAUUUUUUUGUUAUAAAUAAUGAUUCCUUUUUUAUAGAAAGAAUAUAGAUGGUUUCUACCAUAUUAUUCUAUUUAGAAAGACAUAGUUAUUGUAUUCUUUACUAAAGAAUGCAUUUCAUUGUUCGUUAAAACAUUUUUUUUUUUUAACAUUAUUAAUAAGUACUUAACAAAAGAGUAUUACAAUUUGAAUCAUUUAAGGACCUCAUAAUUGCAUUUGUUUUCCUCUCUCAAUAAUACAUUAUUUUUUACCUUUUAACUAAAGUAAAUUGACUCGUUCUCUUUUAGAGAGGAAAUAAAUUCAAUAUUGAAAAUUAAUAAUUAAUAAUUUUCUAAUACAAAUAUUGAAUAGAUAAUUUUAAUAACAAAAAUCGCUAUGGGUCAUAAAUAUAUCAAUCAUGAUUUGCGUACAUUAAUAUAUGACAUUUUCCUAUGUUCUGUAUGUUAAAAUAAACAUUAAUAAGCGGCCACCUGGCGAUAAAAAAAUACAAAAAUUUAUACGAAUUUAAAUUGGUUUAUAAUUAUGUUUAUGAUGAUUAAUUGCUUUAUAUGAGAACAUUAUGAAGACUAUCAUACGUAUAGAUAUUUUUUUAUUCUCUGCAGUGUUCUAAUACUGAAACUGCAAACUACUGCCAAUAUAAUUUGGCUACACAAGCUUCAAAAUAUGGUUUACUACAAAAAUUUGUAAAUAUUCUCUAAACAAUUCAAAUAAUUUAAAUUGCUAAAUUCUUAUAUAUAUACAUAUAUACAUAUAUAUAUUUCUGUACGAAAUAAGGAUAAAAGAAUAUUUUUAGAUGUAUACUUUUCUUAUGUCUAGUUAAUCUGAUUAUUGUUAACUUUAAUCUAUUAAAUUUGAUAGAUACAUAACAAAUGUAUUAUCAUAUAAUAUGAUUUUUAUUGAUACUAGAAUGAUUAGGUAUCUUGCUGCAUCUUCUGUCCAUAAUAUUGCUCGUUAGAUAUAAUCAUAAAGUUGAUAUCUUGAAUAAAUAAAAAUUUGAUACCUUGUGUUAAAAAAUAUCCAUUUUUUGUAAUUAUGCACUAUUAAUUAAGGAAGUAAAUUAAUUGAAAGAAAACUAAUUUUAAGGGACAAAUUUUUAUAUUUCAUGUAUUUAUUUCAAAAUAAAUGUUAUUGUAAGAAAUUUUAUUUAUCCAAGAUGUCAAAAAUUAUUUAAUAUAAUUUAUCAAAUUCAAAAAUAGUUAUAUAAUCUGAUAAACUACAACAUAUAUGAAUAUCAAGUAUUAAUUAGAAUCAUUACUCUACUAUCCAAACAGAGCAUGUUUGCUUUUAUCCAAAAAUCUGCCAAAAUUGUACAUAUAUGUACCUAAACAGUACUAUUAAAAAAUUUUAGAAAAAUUCUCAUUUUUAUUUAUGUAAGGAAAAUCAUACAAUUUACAUUUUUGGAAACAAUCACAACUUACUUAAAUUGUGUAUCAAGUAGAACAAAUUUUAAAAACUUAUGUUUGCUUACCCAAGAAUAUAUUAAGAAUUAAACUGAGAUACUAUGUUCGUAGAAAAAUACUCAGUUUUUAUAUUAAACACAAUAAGUUAUAAAUUAAAUUUUUAUAUACGAUUAAUGACUAGACUAAAUUAAGAUAUAUUUCAAUUAUCUCUAUAUGAAAUGUUUAAUUCAAUAUAGACUGCUUCAGUAUUCCUUUAUUUAUAAUUUGUUACGUUUAUAUACCGUAAUCUUGUUUAUUAUUUUAAUUAUAUUAUGUAUUAUAAAUUAUAAUAAUCUAAGAUUUCUUAAUUAUAUCAAAAACAAUCCUUAAAUGUAUUUCAUAUGCUUUUAAACUGUAUGAUUGGCAACAAUAUUGUAAUACAUACAUGUAUAUGUAUAAAUGUACUUACAUUUCUUCAACCAGAUACUUCAUAUAGUAUUUAAUUGUAUUUUUGGUGUAUCAAGACAUAUAUACUAUCUAAGAAAAGCAUAUUUAUGUCAAUAUUAUAAUUUAUUAAUUUCUGUGCUUCAAAUAAUCAUAAUGUCAUUUCUUAAACAUAAAUAUAACAUUACAUUAAUAUAUCUGCCAUAUACAUUACUUGAAGCACCCUUAUCAAAUCUGGCUUACUUAAUUUAAAAGAGAUAAUAUAUUUUUCUUAUGUUAGUGAUAUUUGUAACAGAAAAAUUCAUUAUGUCGAUGAUUUAAUUUUUACCGAUAAUUACUCGAGGUUAUCGGCAAAUUGAUGUGCUGUACGGUUCGGAGUGUUUUGAAACUGUCAACUACAUUGCGCGUUGUGCGCACGCAAAGCAAGCGGCAUGCGCACAGAACGACGCGCGACGUCUAUAUGCGAUCGCUUGCAUGCCGCUGCCCAUAUAAGGUAAUUUCCCCACGUCCCAUACUAUGAUUGGUUGGUAUGACCGGCAGGUCACAUCGAUGAUUAUUUUCCACAGAUUACCUAUUAUUGGUCCUUAGAUGGUCUGUAUAGUUGUUCUACGACACCAAAGAACUUAUCAAUUGUUCUUAUUCAUAAGAUAGUCCGAGAAAAAAUCGUAUUCUAGACAAAAUGGAAUGCUAUAUAAACGACCGGCAUGACCGCAUCACUCAACGCUUGCGCACUGGAACAAUCCUACCGGUUCCAAAACAAAGUAUACGUUUGUAUGUAUUUAAUUCGUUGAUUUACCAUGGAAAAGGAUAGACUGCUCGAAAUAUACGAUUUGUUAAUCAAUUUUCAUAAAAAAGGUAUCGAUCUAAUCAAUUAUGAAUUUUUGUUAACCAGUGAUCGGCCAAUCAAGACAAAGUUAAUCAGAGUGCGCGCGCGCAGGCGUAGGGAUACAGGAUUCGCAGAAAGCUAGCUAAGAGAGGAGCCUCCCUUCCCUUUCGUUCGUGAGCCGCGACCCCCGCGACUGGACACUGCGCCUAUCCAGUUCCACCAGACCGAGGCUCUCGUGAAAGUGUAGGUUAAAAGUGCUUGUUUACGUGAUUCUUCUCACCGGCUACUACAUCACGAAAUGAGUGGAAGAAACAUGCAGUCGGACGGACCUCCGUACCGUGUGGCACGUGCCCGAGAGCAAGGGAUAACUUUAGAAAUGGACGUCGGAUCUCUUUUAGCAUCGAAUUCGUGCGUGGGAAGACUUUAUUUCGGCAUCUGGAGUAACAGUGGCCGAUGUUUGUAAGACAACGUACGAGGAGAU